Elaeis guineensis (African oil palm) is the source of this 894-nucleotide messenger RNA. NCBI's taxonomy places the organism in Eukaryota, Viridiplantae, Streptophyta, Magnoliopsida, Arecales, Arecaceae. The record is from RefSeq and is a predicted model, not a curated record.
AUGGCAGACAGCGGCGACGACGGUGGAGAGGGGCUCACCAACGGGAAGAGAGGGGAGAGCACGAAGAGGAGAGGGGAGAUGGAAGAGCUCAGGAAGAGCACGAGCACCAUUUCUGCAACUGGCAUUCGCAUCCUCAAGGAGCGCUGUUUCCGCAACCCUGUGGCGAGCAUCAUCCUCCUUUCCGAUGGCAUUGAUACCAUGGAUCGCUUCUCCCUCACCGGCCGCCUGCAGAGCUCUCGUCAGACGAGAGACUUCCUCCAACGCCUGCCCCCCUCGGCCCGGAGCGUCGGGCCGGUCCACUCCUUCGGUUUCGACGCGAACGACGACCCGACCAUCAUGCACGCCGUGGCCGAAGCCACCGGUGGGACCUUCUCGUUCGUCGAGGAGGAGGCGGCGGUCUCAGACGCGUUUGCCGCGUGCCUCGCCGGCCUGCUCAGCGUGGUCGCGCAGUACUUGCAUCUGACCAUAUGCUCGGCCUCGCCGGGUGUCCACCUCACCUCGGUCGGCACCGGGAACUACUUGUCCAGGAUCUCGGACCAACGCCUGAUGGCGGUCAUCGAAGUCGGUGACUUGUAUGCCGAAGAAGAGAAGUACUUCCUCCUCGACGUCACGAUGAAGACUGAGGAGCUAGAGAGGCAGCGUAGGGUGAUGCAGAAGAAGAGGAAGGCCUUGGCUACUGCUGAGGAGUCAUCCAAGCACCCUCGCAUUGAAGCUUUAAUGGCUCAGGUCGUCCCAAGUCCCACUGGGACCCCUUCUCGAAGGUUUGUUGGGAGCCCAUCCACUAACCCCGAUGUGGUGGUGGUCAGUCCGAUGAAGAUCCUCCAUCCUGGGGUGGCAAUACUCCUAUCCCAAUCUAACUCUUCAUCAACCCCUCGAGAUGAGGAGGCCUCUUAG